ACUGAUGAUGAGUGAGUGAUGGAUGAGCGGAAGACGGAGCAGGAAGGAAGGAAGAGAGAGAGAGAGAGAGAGAGAGAGAGCGAGCGAGAGUUGAGGAGAGCUGGGGUGGCCGGGUGCCGAUGGUGGUAACUUUUGCUGUAAGCGAGCGAUGAACCAACCAACCGUCCGGAGUCGCAGGCGAGGGCAGGAGCAGCAGCAGCAGCAGCAUCAUCAGCAGCAGCUUGGUGUGGUUACUUAAGGGCCGGUCUGGGCUUUCGUGCCGCGUUCCUGCGAACGACGCGCUGCGUGGGUGCAGAUGUAAAUCGAAAUUCUGGGAGGAUUUUGCGCGACAAGACAGGUAACAGCCGGAAAGGGACGCGAGAGAUAGCGCCUGAGGAAGGAAGCAAGGCAAGGCAAGGCGAGGCGAGGCGAGAGAGAAAGGAAGAAAGAGGAGGAAGGGAAGACUGCGGAAAUCGUCAAAGAGGCAGGCCUGCAGGUCUGGGGAGACCUGGUAGAGCACCGCGAACGCGGGGUGGUCGUGGGGGAGAGCAAGCGCCGAGGCAGGCAGGGAAGUGCAAUUGAGUGAUCGGGCGCGCGAGAGAGGAGAGGCAGCGGAGAUAGAGAUAGAGAUAGAGAUAGAGAGAGGGAGAGGGAGAGGGAGAGGUGGUGAGAAUCUUGGAAGAAGCUCAGUACCAGUCGUGGUAGACGAGUAUUCGUGCUGCAUACAAUGAUCAGCACCAAAGAUUGCACGGUUAUGACAGGAAACGUGCAGUCUAGACAUGGGGAGAAGCAUGCUCUCUUCGAGCAGUUUGUCCCGUUCGCGAGCACCAACUCGUCCAAGGCGAAGAGCCCAAAUUUGCCCAAUCAGUACGUAAGCAAGCUAGUGUUCCUUUUGAAGACGCUGUGAACUUGUUGCUAGGGUUGUCUUGCCCGGGCACAAAGUCUUACCAGCAGCUUGAGAAUGGAAUGCAUUGUUGAUGCUAGAAGCUGAGGAAAGUGCUGACAAUAAUGAACAAUGCCUUCCUAGGCCCGAGCGUUCUCCUUACACUCUAGACGCUGCUCGUGGCUGUCUUUUAAUUCAUCUAAACACUGCUGGUGCAGGUUGUGGUUGAACUCAACCAUGGAAGAGAAAUGCCCCCCGGUUUCGUGUUUCCACAUGGCCUAUGCAAAGAUGAAAAGUAUGCCUGUACAUGGCUUCGCAAAAUUAGUCCCCGGCGACGAUGACUGCUCCAGGACCAACAUUCCAGGUUCUGAGUCUGCUUCGUCGAUCGAAGCGGCAGACAUGGACCACAAGGAUGCCAUAGUCGCCGCCUGCCAUCUUUUAUUACUCAGCAACUCCUUGCAGAGCCAGCAGCGAGCGUGCGACUCCUACGCCGAGCAGAUGCUUCGACACGAGUACAUGAAAAGACUGCGGGAUCCCUUCGAGGAGGACUCAGACUCCUUCACCCCCACCUCGCUCACAUCGGGCGUCUCGCCCUCCAGUAACGACUGCCGCAGCUCUGGGUCGGGCUCGCAUAACAAUAUGGGCACCGAAACCUCGUCCCUGGUCACUGACAGUGAAGUCACCAGCGACUCCAAUGCGCCCGCGAGAAAACGGAAGAAGGCCACUGGCAGGCUCCUUGCAGAUAUUGUCGGGCAAGAAAGGGAAAGCGAGGUGCUGGACAGGCCCGCUCGCAAGCGCCGCUACAGAUCUCUUGCGGACCUGCUAGCCUCGUCAACCGCACUACAUUGACGAGAAAAUUUUGAGGUUCCGACGUCAGUAUGAGGCUUCACUCGCUCAAUCGAUCGGAUCAGGUCCAGCCUUCGCAAUUGCGCAAUCCGUGAACUCAUGGGCACGCACGCCUGGGACGACCAUGAGUUCCGUCGCAAGAAGCUCCCCGUACCGAUCUUGGGCGAGGCCGCACGCGGCGUCGGACGACUGUACCAUACGAGAAUCAGCUCGCCAGACGGGACUGGUUGUGUUUAUUAAGCCUUUAGUUCGGGUGGCAAGCACCACUUACAUAGGUAGAUUACAGAAUGCUCGAGACGAUGUGCCUGGCAGAAUCCAAAGCUUUGGAAGGAGACGCAUGGAUGUAUCGCUUCAGACUGGAAGCGUGCAAGUGAAGGCGCCCCAGAGAGAAGAGCGUUGCGAGUUUGUAAAUAUUGCCCUUCGCAGAAUAAUAAAAUGGUUGAAUGCGC
Molecule: messenger RNA, 2157 nt
Organism: Marchantia polymorpha subsp. ruderalis
Lineage: Eukaryota; Viridiplantae; Streptophyta; Marchantiopsida; Marchantiales; Marchantiaceae
Source: the annotation of a GenBank genome assembly